GAGCGGAUAGAGAGUUGGCGGCGCGAGCGGCAUCGGCACAGCUCCGAUCUCGCGUACCUCCCGCCCGCCCGCCGCCACAGCCCGGGAUUUAUCAGCGAAAAUGGAGCUGGACGACGGGGUGGUUUACCAGGAUGACUCGAAUACGAACGUGAUGUCGGAGCGGGUGUCGGGCCUGGCGGCCAGCAUCUACCGCGAGUUCGAGCGGAUGAUCCGCAAGUACGACGAGGACGUGGUGAAGGAGCUGAUGCCGCUGGUGGUCGGGGUGCUCGAGAACCUGGACGCCGUGUUCGCCGCCAACCAGGAGCACGAGGUGGAGCUCGAGCUGCUCAAGGAGGACAACGAGCAGCUCAUCACCCAAUAUGAGCGCGAGAAGGCGCUCCGUAAGCACGCCGAGGAGAAAUUUAUUGAAUUUGAGGAUUCUCAAGAGCAGGAGAAGAAGGACCUGCAGGUUCGAGUGGAGGUGUUGGAAUCGCAGACACGACAGCUUGAACUCAAAGCAAAAAACUACGCAGACCAGAUUGGUAGAUUGGAGGAGCGAGAGUCGGAACUGAAGAAGGAAUACAAUGCACUUCAUCAAAGGCACACCGAGAUGAUUCACAAUUAUAUGGAGCACUUAGAGCGAACCAAAUUUCAACAGUUGCAUGGUGGGGAUCCACUGGAGUCAGGAGUGCACAACAGAUUGAGGAAAGAAAGGCCCCAUUCCUUGGGUCCUUUCCUAUUGCCUGGAGGAGAUGUUCUUCGUACGCCUGAUGCACAGAAAGAAGGAGCAGAAACACCCGGCACCGAAAACUGGAGGUUCAACUGCCAACCUCGAUCCACCACAAGCCUAAAGGAUGAGCUCUCGGAUGCGAGUCAGCCAUCCAGCUCAGUGGGAACAAAGCCCAACACCCCAAUGGCUCUGGAGGAAGGCAUAGCAGGUUCGGUCACUCCGAGAAAGGAGAGCAUGGAGGCUGAAGGCCUGACCAAAAACCUGAAUAUGGCGAGUAAGAAACCAGACAACAAGAGGAACAUUGACGUGCAGGUGCAACAGGAGACCAGAACUUUAGCUGUUGGUAUGACUGAAAAUGAAGACAAAUCAGAUGUUCAAGCCAUUAUUGAUUCCACGCCGGAAUUGGAUAUGGACCAAGACUUCAGUGGGUGUAAAGGAGCCAGCACACCAACCAAAGGAAUUGAGAACAAAGCGUUCAGUCGGAACACUGAGUCCAUUUUUGAUGAACUGUCCCAAUCUGCUUCUGAGCUGAUAGGUGAUGUGGAUGAGGGGGCAAAUUUGUUGGGUAUGGGUCGUGAGGUUGAGAAUCUUAUUCAGGAAAACACGCAGCUGCUAGAGACCAAAAAUGCUCUGAAUGUGGUGAAAAACGAUCUGAUAGCACAGGUGGAUGAACUGACGUGUGAGAAAGAUGUGCUGCAGGGAGAGUUGGAGUCCAUCAGACAAGCCAAACAGAAAUUGGAAGAGAAGAAUAAAGAGUUGGAGGAAGAGCUGAGGAAGCUCCGUACAGAAACUGAAGAAGCAAAGCGGAAAGCUAAAGAGGAUUCUGAUGAGAGCGAUGUCCCUACUGCUCAGAGGAAGCGCUUCACUCGUGUGGAGAUGGCUCGAGUGCUUAUGGAACGUAACCAGUACAAAGAGCGUCUGAUGGAGCUUCAGGAAGCUGUGCGAUGGACUGAGAUGAUCCGCGCUUCGAGGGAAAGUCCAGCCAUGCAGGAGAAGAAGAAAUCCACCAUCUGGCAGUUCAGAAUUUUUAGUCGGCUGUUCAGUUCAUCCACCAAUACAACCAAGAAACCCAUCCCACCCGUCAAUGUCAAGUACAAUGCACCCACCUCACACAUCACACCUGGAGCAGUGAAGAAACGAAGUGGUCCAAUAUCCCAGCUUCCCAGUGAUAAGUCAAAGGCCUUCGAUUUUCUCAAUGAAGACAAUGAGAACACGUCAGCCUCACGCAGGGAGCAGAAGCGGGAGCAGUACCGGCAGGUCAAGGCACAUGUACAGAAAGAGGAUGGACGCAUACAGGCCUAUGGCUGGAGUCUGCCUCCCAAAUUUAAGCAGAUCACAAACGGUAGUCCUAGUGACAAGAUGAAGAAUUUACCUGUUCCUGUGCAUCUCCAACCGUUGGAUGACAAGGAUACACACAUGAAGUUAUGGUGUGCCGUUGGGGUCAAUGUAUCAGGAGGAAAAACCCGUGAUGGUGGCUCGAUCUUUGGUGCAAGUGUAUUUUAUAGCGACGCACCCGGGCUGGAAAUUGAGCACAGUAAACAGCGCAGUGGUUCUCAGAGCAGCUUGGAUCGGCUGGAGCAGGAACUUAAAGAACAGGAGAAGGAGCUGAGGCAGCAGGAUGAAGUGUCCAGCCUGGUAUGGAUUUGCACCAGCACACACUCUACUGGCAAGGUUAUUGUUAUAGAUGCCAACCAGCCCCGCACCAUCUUAGACAGUUUCUUUGUCUGCAACUCGCAUAUCCUUUGUCUUGCCAGUGUCCCAGGUGCGCGAGAAACCGACUACCUGGCUGGAGAGGAAGUCCCGACGGAGGUGGAGGGCAGCCAGGCUGAGUGUGCCUCCCUCACUGGCAGUGUCGCUAGCAAUAGCUCAGCAGGAAGCGACGGACUGCUGGGUGGCAUCACGGUUGUUGGCUGUACCACAGAAGGCAGCGCUCGAAGCACGAACACACCGGUCAGCUCCUCUCUGCUGCUUGAAGGAGAUUCAGGAGAGAUGGGUGCUGUGAGCGAUAGCCCUGAUGACAGUCUUUUGACAGCAGAAGAGGCAACAGAAGCAACCGAAGCUAAUUUAAACAUCCCCACAUCAGCAGACGAUUCAUCCGAUGUCAGUCAGUCCGGUGCUUACACGGAGCAUGUUUUUACAGACCCUUUGGGGGUGCAGAACUCUUCGGACAGUGCGCAGUCGUUUAACCGAAGAGAGUCAGAUCUAUAUAAAGACGGUGUGUCCGCACUGCCGUUGGAGCAAGACCUGAUGCGGGAGGAGGCCGAGAAGAUGAGUAGUGUCUUGCCAACCAUGUGGCUUGGGGCACAGAGCGGCUGUUUGUACGUCCAUUCCUCAGUAGCUCAGUGGAAGAAAUGUCUGCAUUCCAUUAAGCUGAAGGAUUCUAUUCUUAGUAUUGUACACGUAAAAGGACGAGUGUUAGUUGCAUUAGCUGAUGGAACCUUGGCUAUUUUUCACAGAGGAGUAGAUGGCCAAUGGGACCUGACAAACUACCAUCUUUUGGACCUUGGGCGACCUCAUCACUCCAUCCGCUGCAUGACUGUGGUGCACGAUAAAGUGUGGUGUGGUUACAGGAACAAGAUCUACUCAGUGCAACCAAAGGCCAUGAAAAUAGAGAAAUCUUUUGAUGCCCACCCACGGAAGGAGAGCCAGGUGAGACAGUUGGCUUGGGUGGGAGAUGGGGUGUGGGUUUCCAUCCGUCUAGACUCUACCCUUCGCCUGUACCAUGCACAUACCUACCAGCACCUACAAGAUGUAGACAUUGAGCCGUAUGUCAGCAAAAUGUUAGGUACCGGGAAACUGGGGUUUUCUUUUGUGCGAAUCACAGCACUCAUGGUGUCCUGUAACCGCCUGUGGGUGGGAACGGGGAACGGUGUCAUUAUCUCCAUUCCGCUGACAGAAACUGUAGUUCUCCACCAGGGACGCUUACUGGGUCUGAGGGCUAAUAAAGCAUCAGGAACACCGGGCAACCGGCCAGGAAGUGUCAUCCGUGUGUACGGUGAUGAGAACAGUGACAAGAUCACCCCUGGCACUUUCAUCCCCUACUGCUCGAUGGCUCACGCACAGCUCUGUUUCCACGGACAUCGGGACGCUGUGAAGUUCUUUGUGGCUGUGCCAGGUCAGUUUGCAGGCGUACAAUCAAGUGGCUUUGAUAGUUCAGUUGAAAAAUUAGGAGCUUCUGUGACCGACGUGUCGAGUGGGCUAUCUGCCAGAUCAAUGCUGGUGAUGAGUGGAGGAGAGGGAUACAUCGAUUUCAGAAUGGGUGAUGAGAGUGAAGAACCGGAGGAGGGCGACACACUACAGAUCCAGCCGUCAUUGGCCAAAGCCGAGAGAAGCCACCUGAUUGUGUGGCAGGUCACGUUCAAUGAUGACUGAGCACCACAAGGUCACAAAGUGACACGCAAACAUGCAUGGGUUCUUUUGUUUUUGUUUUGUUUUAUUCCACCACAGAGUGUUUGAACUGUCCUACCCCAAGACCCUUCCGGUAUGUGGUGAAGCUCGGAGCAGGAUGUACUGAGCUGCUGUUCUGUCCCAGUCCUUUCUCCAGGGUUUCCCAACUGCCAAGAGAUAGCGCUUGCAGAGCAUAGUCACUUCAAAGAACAUAGGCUGCCUUAGUAAUCAACACGUGUUAGUUCUUUAGGAUUAUUAUACUAACACUAUUCUAAAGAACUAACUUGUAUUUGCAAUGAUUAUACAAUCUAUUUAUUUCUAUGUGGGUGUUAUCACGGUUACCAAAGGACAUGAACCUCGCCUGAUACUCUUGUACCUGUUCACUAUGGAGCUACAGUCAGUCUUGUUCUGGCCCCGUGGUGUUAAGAGAGAGAUGCAUUGCCCCGCGUGGGGCCCCUUCACUUCCUUUUUUUAAUGCAGUUUGUUAGAGAUGGCUCUGGACACUCUGCCCACAGGGAAACACAUAAAGUAACAACCUGAGCUGCACCUCAACCAUUUUAUACACUACUAAAUGGCUUUUCUCUAACAAAAGUGUUUAAUUUAAUUGAUCAUUUUGUUGAGCGGGAAGCCUUCAUCUCUCUCCAGGCCUAUUUUAAGGAAACACUUUUAUGGUCUCUGUAAUUUUUUGUAAGUUGACCUCUUAGACACUUUAUCUUGUAUUUUAAUUGCCUCUGUAAUUUGAAACUGAAUGCUACGGCGUUGAAUUUGCUCUCUGUUGAAAGCCAAGGCUUCGUUCUAGUGAGCGCAAUAGCUCAUAUUGCAGUGUGGCCAUUUCAGUAUUUAUUACCUAUUAAUGAACCUUUGUGGUUCAGAAUGUAACUUUGUACAAGAAAAAAAUAUAUAUGUAUAUCAAAAA
This is a messenger RNA of Callorhinchus milii (elephant shark), 5012 nucleotides long. It is a transcript of the gene spag9b, whose product is annotated as sperm associated antigen 9b. Gene Ontology annotation, biological process: vesicle-mediated transport. Gene Ontology annotation, molecular function: kinesin binding; signaling receptor complex adaptor activity; MAP kinase scaffold activity. Bases 101 to 4081 code for a protein of 1326 amino acids. Lineage: Eukaryota; Metazoa; Chordata; Chondrichthyes; Chimaeriformes; Callorhinchidae. The transcript is spliced from 31 exons. Gene Ontology annotation, cellular component: cytoplasm. The record is from RefSeq and is a predicted model, not a curated record.